Molecule: messenger RNA, 1215 nt
Organism: Apiotrichum porosum
Lineage: Eukaryota; Fungi; Basidiomycota; Tremellomycetes; Trichosporonales; Trichosporonaceae
Exons: 2
Coding region: 1-1215 (404 amino acids)
Biological process (GO): carbohydrate metabolic process
Source: RefSeq, a predicted model, not a curated record
AUGGGCGACUCCAUCAUUGACGUACGUGGGCCCCCACUUCCUGAGCUGACGAGAGAGCAACUGCAGACCAAUUGGAUCUGGUUACCCCAUUGGUCCGAGGAGACGAUUUCUACAGGCAAAGUUGCAGUCUUCCAGCGCAACUUCGAGGUCAUAGGUAGUCCUACAGCUGCUACCAUACAUCUGACAGCCGACACACGGUACAAGUUGUUCGUUAACGGCCGUCGCGUUGCUGUAGGUCCGUCGCGGAGUACUACGUCCUUGUGGUUCUUCGACACUGUCGACAUCGGCGCCUUCCUUCGACAAGGUCACAAUGAAGUGUCAGUGCACGUUAUGCGUCUGUUCCCAGCAGCCGAGGGUGGAACGCCAUUCGUGCGCUCCUCCCUCCCAGGAUUAACAGUCGUGGGGCGAGUUGCGAUGGCCGAAGGAGACUGCGUGCUCGACUCAUGUAGCGGGUGGACAGCGUACGAGACCGGGCUGCGUUUCGCGAUCGACAUGGAAGACGAUGCCUUCUUGAAGGUGUUUGAGGAGGUCAAGUUGCCAGCGUUUCACAUUCCUACCAAGGCCCAGCCGUAUUCUUUCUCCACGUCCACGGGGGGCAUGACACCAUGGAGUUUGGAACCGCGCAUUAACCCCUUGCCAGUUGCGUCCGAAGGGAACGUUCAAACUGUGCGAGUAGUGUCGUCUCACGUCGACUCGGCCUGGUCCGAUUUCUUCCUGCACGAUAAGCCAAUCUGUCUUCCGCCACAAUCGCAGCACCGUCUGGAGCUCGAGUUCUCCGACUACAUGACAGCUUUCACAACUUGGCAUUUCCUGCAAGCAGGGGGCAGCUCGCAUGUCAGAAUCACCUACUCGGAGGGAUACGAAAAGCAGCCCCGCAUGCGUCCAUGGCUGCGGACCAAGGGCGACCGCACGGAUCCCGACUCCGGAGAGCUCUACGGUCCGUAUGAUAGCGUGACCGUCAGCGGCGAAGCCAGUUACGAACCAUUUUGGUAUCGCGCCUUCCGCUUCCUAGCCAUCGACGUCGACGUGGGGGAGGGCGACCUUACUCUCCAAUCGUUCUGUGCGUCGCAAACCAAUUACCCCCUUCCACUUGUUGGAAGCUGGUCCUCGGCAUCUGUGGUCGAGCAACGUAUCUGGCAAGUGAGCGUGUCAACUCUGCGCGCAUGCCUAUAUGACGGGUACUCGGACUGUCCCUUCUACGAGCAGCUCCAGUGA